GCACGACACCUUUCUACUCAUCCCUCUGCUGUUUACUUUGGCUGAGAGACAACCUCUUGAACUUCAGAGACCUGGGCAACAAUUCUUAUCAAAAUGGUUGAUUCCGAGCCUCCACCUAAACUCUCCCUGAGCGACGUCAACACCAAGGCCGUGGCCGCUGAAGAUGCGCCCUCUGCCGAGGAUCCCCAAGUCUCCUCAAUCGAGAACAGUUCACAAGCUGAUGGCGAUGAGUACCUCACUGGAUACAAGCUCGCUGUUGUUCUUGCCAGCAUCAUUCUCUGCUGUUAUUUAAUGCUUUUGGACAACUUGAUCGUCAGCACUGUAAUUCCUCGCAUUACCGACACGUUCCAUUCACUUUCAGACAUUGGUUGGUACGCCAGUGCUUAUCAGUUUGGCAGUGCGGCCCCUUCACUUCUAACGGGAAAGAUAUACACCCACUUCCACACAAAGUGGACAUUUCUCGCCUUCUUUGGUAUCUUCGAGCUUGGUUCUUUGCUUUGCGGGGCAGCUGUCUCCUCGUCUAUGCUGAUAGUUGGGCGUGCUGUGGCCGGCCUCGGCGCAUCAGGAAUAGUAACUGGAGCACUCACUAUCCUUUCUAGUUGUGUACCAAAGAAAAGGCGUCCAGCUCUACUAGGCAUGGCAAUGGGAUUCAACCAACUCGGCUUGGUAACUGGACCACUUAUAGGGGGUGCGUUGACGUCCUACAGCAACUGGCGUUGGUCUUUUUACAUGAACCUUCCCAUCGGUGCUGUUGCAGCCGUUGCUAUCAGUCUGCUCCGAAUUCCUCAACAGACAGCCAAAGCACCUGCAAUGUCGGUGGCACGCCAGCUACAUCGUCACUUGGACCUCAUAGGUUUUGUUCUCUUCGCACCAGCACUUCUGCAGCUGCUCCUCGCCCUACAAUACGGUGGUAAUCAAUAUGCAUGGAACUCCUCACGCGUCAUUGGUCUCUUCUGCGGCUCCGCUGCUAACUUUGUUGUCUGGUUCAUUUGGAAUCGGCACAAGGGGGACGUGGCUUUGUUACCCUAUACAAUGAUAGGUCGGACCGCUGUCUGGGCAUCAGGGGUCUAUCAGGGGCUUCUUUGCUCAGCGUUAUACGGAGGGGUCUAUUUCCUUCCUAUUUACUUCCAAGCUGUCAAUGCCGUGGGCCCCUUGCUCAGCGGUGUCUAUCUUUUGCCAACCAUCUUGCCACAACUUGUCACGGCAGCCUCCUCAGGACUGAUAAUAUCCAAGUUUGGCUACGUGAUGCCUUUUGGCUUCUUAUCAUCAACCCUAUUAUCUGUUGCCAGCGGCCUGUACUCAUUGCUUCAACCUGGCAGUCCAACUGGAGAGUGGGUUGGAUUUCAGAUCAUAGGUGGCAUUGGCUCAGGCGCAGGACUGCAGGUGGCUGUCAACGCUAUCCAAGCCGUAACCACCGGGAAAGAAUUGUCCUCCGGCAUAGCCUUCAUGGUUUUCUGCCAGGCACUUGGACCUUCUAUCGCUCUCGUGCUGUACAACGUCAUUUUUGGUGCGAGCUUGAAAAAGGAACUCGCGCAGAGAGCACCGAAUGUCGAUGCACAAGCCAUUAUCGAUGCGGGGGCAACGGGCUUUCGCGGCCUUGUCCAGCCGGGAGACUUGAAUGCUGUUCUGAAAGCUUACGCUAAUAGCAUUGAUCAUGUGUUCUUCCUAGUCGCUGCUCUGGCGGCUCUGUGCAGCAUUUUCGUAUGGCCUAUGGGCUGGUAUGACAUUAGGAAGAAGGGCGGGCCAGAAGAUGUUACGAAGUCGACGGGGGCAGCGCAGAACGAGAAGAGAACUAGUGUUCAGGGCCAGGAGGGCAGGGAAGUAUAAGGGCUCGUGUUGGAAGCUUGAAGUGUAAUAAUCCUCAAUGUACCAGUAACAUGUAUCUCAUCCCCAGAUGUUAUUGUCGCGAUCAUGAAUGGCUACGAAGGAAUCAAACCGAAAUUCUAUCUACCUAAGUAUAGACCACAUUCUCUGGAUGUGAAUGUAGUCUAGAAAGACUAUGA
Molecule: messenger RNA, 2003 nt
Organism: Diaporthe batatas
Lineage: Eukaryota; Fungi; Ascomycota; Sordariomycetes; Diaporthales; Diaporthaceae
Exons: 9
Coding region: 94-1827 (577 amino acids)
Biological process (GO): transmembrane transport
Molecular function (GO): transmembrane transporter activity
Source: RefSeq, a predicted model, not a curated record